CAAAGCCGUUUAAAACUCUUCACCAGCGGGAAAAUCACUGCACAUCUCUCAGUUUCCCGCUAAAAACACAACUACUUUCUUCUCUCAAAGAAUCUUCCCAAUUCUACAAUAUACAAACCCUAGAUCGAUCUGCAUACCGAUCCAUAACCGUGGAAGAUCAAAACAAUGCCAGCCAUCACUCGAGCAAAUCACUGUAAGAUCGAGAGUGGAACGACUUUGAACGAUGUUAUGGUUGCGAGAGUGACCGAUGGAGGUGCUGUAAUGGAAACUACUCCGAAGCGAAAACUGAGAUCCAGUGAUGCGCACAGGCAACAAAGCCCUGUCUCUGCGCCGGUGAAUUGGAAAUCGCCUCGCUGGCGCCUUAAUUCGAGUCCUAAAAGCCCUCCACAGAGCGAUGGGAAAACGUUUAAUGAUGGCUUUUCUAAUUUACAUAGUUCACCGAUAAGAUGCUUGUUAAAGGACCUUAUUGUCAAACCAGAUUGGAAUCCUAAAGACACUGAACAUAUAAAAACAGCAAAGGAAGCAUUGCACGUAUCGACAGCUCCAACUACAAUCAUGUGCCGUGAAGAUGAACAAAGUAAAAUCUUAAAUUUCUGCAAGGCGUGUGUGGAGCAAGAAAAAGCUGGUAGUUUGUAUGUUUGCGGGUGUCCAGGAACUGGCAAAUCUUUGUCCAUGGAAAAAGUCAAAGAGCGUUUGGCUGCUUGGGUGAAAGAGUCAGGUCUUCAGCUGCCAGACAUUUUGUCCAUAAACUGCACUUCGUUAGCCAAUACAUCCGAUAUUUUCAUUAAGAUGAUGGGUGAAGCCCAACCACAAAAGAAAAGGAAUGGCUCUUUAACACCCUUGCAACAUCUUCAACGCCUGUACUCCCAGAAGGCAGAGUCAUCUUGCAUGAAGAUGAUGUUGAUAAUAGCUGAUGAAUUGGAUUAUUUAAUUACAAAAGAUAAAGCAGUGCUACAUGAUCUGUUCAUGCUCACAACUUUCCCAUUUUCAAGAUGUAUUUUGAUAGGAAUUGCAAAUGCUAUUGACUUAGCAGAUCGCUUUCUUCCGAGACUUCAGGCGUUGAAUUGCAAACCUCAGCUUGUAACUUAUAGGGCAUAUUCCAAGGAACAGAUCCUCAAGAUUCUUCAACAAAGGUUUAUUGGGCUACCUUUCGUUGUCUUUCAGUCGCAAGCACUGGAGCUUUGUGCUAGAAAAGUUGCAGCCGUGUCUGGAGAUAUGAGAAAAGCUCUUUGUGUUUGCAGGAAUGCCAUCGAAUUGUUAGAGGGGGAACUCAAAGCAUCCCCUAAGGAGCUGAACCAUGAUGAUGCAAGUGAUGCUUCAGCACCACCUGAGCUUGUCAAGAUACAAGAGUCUCAGAUUGUGAGGUUGGACCAUAUGGCUGUUGCCUUAUCCAAGACUUUUAAAUCACUAGCAGUGGAAACCAUAAAAUCUCUUCCUCAGCAUCAACAGAUCAUCUUAUGCUCUGUUGUGAAACUUGUUCGUGGAGGAAAGAAGGAUACAACUAUAGGAGAGCUAAACAAAUCAUACAUAGACAUAUGUAAAUCAACUCUAAUCCCACCGGUGGGGAGUUUGGAACUUUCAAAUAUGUGCACAGUGCUAAACGACCAGGGGCUUCUCAAACUUGGGCAGUCUCGAGAUGAUAAAAUGAGAAGAGUGUUGUUGAAAGUUGACGAAGCCGACGUCAUGUUUGCAUUACAGGGAAUACGCUUCUUUCGAAAUUGCCUACAGUAAAUUAGCCGUUCUCCAUAUUACCGAGUAUAGAUUGGUGGAGUAAACAGUACACACUACCUUCUUGCUUUUGUCCCACCACUCAAGGAAAAAAAAGAGAUACAUUCCAACAGAACAAUCUAUUACUUUUCCAGCCGGCACAAGAAGUUCCUCACCGGAACUCAUACAAAGCACUCAAUUAUAGCAAAUGUUGUAUGGUAAAGAAUGAGGAAGUUUUCAUUGUAUUUUUCUUUUUUCAUG
This is a messenger RNA of Benincasa hispida (wax gourd), 1968 nucleotides long. Its product is annotated as DNA replication factor CDC6B. Gene Ontology annotation, molecular function: ATP hydrolysis activity; DNA replication origin binding. The record is from RefSeq and is a predicted model, not a curated record. NCBI's taxonomy places the organism in Eukaryota, Viridiplantae, Streptophyta, Magnoliopsida, Cucurbitales, Cucurbitaceae. Gene Ontology annotation, cellular component: nucleus. Gene Ontology annotation, biological process: mitotic DNA replication checkpoint signaling; DNA replication initiation; cell division.